AUGCACCCGUUCGCUUCGUAUGUGUUACGUAGCUACUACCGUGCUACAGGGUGGAAUGAAGACAACAUGUAUGCCAACCUCACACGAUCGUCCAACGCCAUUUUAGAUUUCAAUGUUCCCCAGGGUCUUCAUUUUUCAAUAUCCAAGUCUCCUAAUUCACUCUUUAAGACGACGUACUCGAUGAAUGCCUUGCCGUCAUUGAACGGCUCCGUAGGAUACAUCUUCACGUCUUGUCCACUAGAUGUGAAAGGAUCAGGAAACGUGCGCUUCAAGGAUAUGACUGAUCAUUUCAAGGUCUACGACCAGCCUCGGAGACCGGAGGGGAAGGAGGAGGAAUGGCUUGCAGGUGAGCGAGUGGACACUCGCGAUUAUCUCUUAUAUGGGAGAGUUUAUAUUCCCACCGGUAGACUUGAUGCCCUCUAUUCUACUAGGCUGUCCCCAACUUUCCAAGCUAUGGUCGCCGCUAUUUCUGAUCCACGGUCGAGUCUAUCUGCCGAACCUAUUCGUGGUGCAAAUGCACCUUCAAGUAAUAUCAUGUUCAGCUUGCAACAUGAUACAGGCAAGUGGUGCACAGAGUACACGUGGAGCGCAGAGGAUGGAAUGUGGGGCGUACGCUGCCUGCAUAAUUUCGGAAAGGUGGAGGGCUCUAAUGACACUGCGGACGACGGCGAGAAAUCGACGUCUGCCUCAGCCAGGAUUGACUCAAAGUUGAAGAGAAUCGAUGAGGAGGAUGCGAUGGAAGGAGGGUUGAAGGGCCGUGUCUCUGCUGGUGCUGAAUUUUAUUUCAGUGCUAAGGAGAAGAGUGCUGGAGGCAUGUUUCAAAAAGUCCCGGUUUUUGCUCGCAUUAACAUCUUUCGAGCAGUAUCCACCGGAAUUCGGUUUACAACUCUACCCGACGCGACACCGCCAUCCCUACAAACGCCGUCGCUAUCUCCAACAUCAACACCGCCCGUACAUUUACCACCAUCUCAACCACCGACCACAAUCACCGCGUUGUUCAACCCCAUGCUUGGUCAUAUCUCGGGCGCAUAUUCUGCGCGUGUUUCGCGCGACUUGUCCUUGAGUUCUCGGUUUGAUUUCAACGUAUAUAGCUACGAAAGCGAGUGGUCAAUAGGCACGGAAUGGUGGACGCGCCGAGGAAAAAGCAUGUUGGCAUCAUCACCGACAGCUGAAGGUGUAUCUGCGCUUGACACUGUCCCUGCUCAACCAGACUUAUUAGGUGAGGUGCAAGCUGUCGUGAAAGCUCGAGCAUCGACAACAACUGUUGAGUCACCCCUGUAUCCGUUCACCAACUGCAGUGUUAAACAUCCCAUAUAG
This is a messenger RNA of Fibroporia radiculosa, 1317 nucleotides long. RefSeq lists its product as uncharacterized. The record is from RefSeq and is a predicted model, not a curated record. Bases 1 to 1317 code for a protein of 438 amino acids. NCBI's taxonomy places the organism in Eukaryota, Fungi, Basidiomycota, Agaricomycetes, Polyporales, Fibroporiaceae. The transcript has 3 exons. Gene Ontology annotation, cellular component: SAM complex; ERMES complex. Gene Ontology annotation, biological process: phospholipid transport; establishment of mitochondrion localization; mitochondrial outer membrane translocase complex assembly.